AUGGCUCCUCCUCCAACUGCUGUUGAAUCUUCAAUCAAUUUUGAAGGUCACCCAACUAUCAAAUCUAACCAAGACCCAUUGGUUCAACAAUUAUCCCUUAAAGAAGACACUGUCAUCAGACACAAUGCUCCACCUCCAACUUUAUACGAAGAUGGUUUAUUAGAAAAAGGUACUACUAUUUCCUCCACUGGUGCUUUAAUGGCUUACUCUGGUAAGAAAACUGGUAGAUCUCCAAAAGAUAAAAGAAUCGUUGAUGAAGAAACUUCUACCCAAAAUGUCUGGUGGGGUCCAGUUAACAAACAAGUUGAUGAAUUGACUUGGAAAAUCUCCAGAUCCAGAGCUUUGGACUACUUGAGAACCAGAGACAAGUUGUUUGUCGUUGAUGCCUUUGCUGGUUGGGAUCCAAGAUACAGACUUAAGAUUAGAAUUAUCUGUGCUAGAGCUUACCACGCUUUAUUUAUGACCAAUAUGUUGAUCAGACCAACUAAAGAAGAAUUGGAAAACUUUGGUGAACCAGAUUUCACCAUUUACAAUGCUGGUCAAUUCCCAGCUAAUGUUUUCACCAAAGGUAUGUCAUCAUCUACUUCUGUUGAAAUUAACUUCAAAGAUAUGGAAAUGGUUAUCCUUGGUACUGAAUAUGCCGGUGAAAUGAAGAAAGGUAUCUUCACUCUUCUUUUCUACACUAUGCCAAUCAGACACAAGAUUUUGACUCUUCAUUCUUCUUGUAAUCAAGGUGUUGAAAAAGGUGAUGUCACAUUAUUCUUUGGUUUGAGUGGUACUGGUAAGACCACCCUUUCUGCUGAUCCACACAGAAAAUUGAUUGGUGAUGAUGAACAUUGUUGGUCCGACAAUGGUGUUUUCAACAUUGAAGGUGGUUGUUACGCUAAAUGUUUGGACUUGUCUGCUGAAAAAGAACCAGAAAUUUUCAACUCCAUCAAAUUCGGUUCCAUCUUGGAAAAUGUUGUCUACGAUCCAAUCACCAAGGUUGUCGACUAUGAAGAUUCUUCCAUCACUGAAAACACUAGAUGUGCUUACCCAAUUGAUUUUAUUCCAUCUGCUAAGAUUCCAUGUUUGGCUGAUACUCACCCAUCCAACAUUAUCUUGUUGACUUGUGAUGCUUCUGGUGUCUUGCCACCAGUUUCCAAAUUGACCAAUGCUCAAGUUAUGUACCACUUUAUUUCUGGUUACACUUCUAAGAUGGCUGGUACUGAAGAAGGUGUCACCGAACCACAAGCUACCUUCUCCGCUUGUUUUGGUCAACCAUUCUUGGUCUUGCACCCAAUGAGAUAUGCUCAACAAUUAUCUGACAAGAUUUCUGAACACAAAGCUAACGCCUGGUUGUUGAACACCGGUUGGGUUGGUUCUUCUGCUGCUAGAGGUGGUAAGAGAUGUUCCUUGAAAUACACCAGAGCUAUCUUGGAUGCUAUCCACUCUGGAGAAUUAUCCAAGGUUGAAUACGAACAAUUCCCAGUCUUCAACUUGAAUGUUCCAACUUCCUGUCCAGGUGUUCCAAGUGAAAUCUUGAACCCAACCAAGGCUUGGACUGAAGGUGUUGAUUCUUUCAACAAGGAAAUCAAAUCUUUGGCUGGUAAAUUUGCCGAAAACUUCAAGACUUAUGCUGACCAAGCUACCGCUGAAGUCAGAGCUGCUGGUCCAGAAGCUUAA
Messenger RNA from Candida tropicalis MYA-3404, 1665 nucleotides. It is a transcript of the gene PCK1, whose product is annotated as phosphoenolpyruvate carboxykinase. The record is from RefSeq and is a predicted model, not a curated record. Gene Ontology annotation, biological process: gluconeogenesis. The coding region runs from base 1 to 1665 and encodes 554 amino acids. Gene Ontology annotation, molecular function: phosphoenolpyruvate carboxykinase (ATP) activity; ATP binding. The transcript has a single exon. Gene Ontology annotation, cellular component: cytosol. Lineage: Eukaryota; Fungi; Ascomycota; Pichiomycetes; Serinales; Debaryomycetaceae.